AUGGUCGACGUCUCCCAAGACUACCUCAAGAGCUUCAUCGGCCGCCCGGCCCUUGAGCUGCCCACCCCGUCUCUCGUCCUCAGCAAGCCCGUCAUCGAGAAGAACUGCAAGAGACUGCACGAUGAUGUCAAGAGCUUGGGUAUCGGCUUCAGGCCUCAUGUCAAGACGCUGAAGUCCGAAGAAGUCACGAGACUAAUGCUCGGCGACGUGUCUCGCGGCGCCGUCGCCUCCACCCUCAGAGAAAUCCGCGGCCUCCUCCCUCUAGCAAAAGAAGGCCUCCUAGACGACGUCCUCUACGGCCUCCCCAUCCGCCCCGCCGCCCUCCCGGAACUCACCACCCUCUCCACCUCCCUCAAAAUCCUGUUGAUGCUCGACCACCCCUCGCAAAUCACCCACCUGGAAGCCUUCGCCGCCGCCCAGGCCACAGCCGGGACCCCCGCACCCGUCUGGUCCUGCUUCAUCAAAAUCGACAUGGGCACCCACCGCGCCGGCAUCCCCCUCGCCUCGCCCACCCUCCGCACCCUCGUUGCCGCCGCCGAAGCAUCGCCGGCCGUCCGCAUCCACGGCUUCUACUGCCACGCCGGCCACGCGUACGCGUCGCGCACGGCGGACGCCGCGGCCGCCGUGCUGCGGGAUGAGGUCGGCGCCGCGGUCGAGGCGGCCAAACUCCUCUCUCCCGCGUCGCGCCCGGCGGACGACAAAGCCGUCGUGAGUUUCGGCUCGACGCCCACCGCGCACGUCGUCGCGUCGCUGAAGGCGGAGCUCGAGCAGCAGAAUUUGGCGUUGGAGUUGCAUGCCGGGAACUUCCCGGCGAACGACCUGCAGCAGCUCGGCACGGGGUGCGUGGAGGAAGGGGAUCAGGCGGUGCGCGUGCUGGCGGAGGUGUGUUCGGUGUAUCCCGAGCGCGACGAGGCGCUGGUGAAUGCGGGCGUCAUCGCGUUGGCGAGGGAGCCGGGCCCGUUGCCUGGGUUUGGGAGGGUGGUCGGGCGGAAGGAGUGGAAUGUGGGGAGGUUGAGUCAGGAGCAUGGGAUUUUGGUGAGGGAGAAGGGGAAGGGCGAAGGGAAGGAGGUCGAGGAGGUGUUUGAGGUCGGGGAGAAGGUGUGGUUAUGGAUUCAGCAUGCGUGUAUUACGGCGGCGGCGUAUCCGUAUUAUUUUGUUGUGGAUGGGGAGGAUGUGGUUAGGGAUGUGUGGGUGCCGUGGAAGGGGUGGUGA
Lasiodiplodia theobromae is the source of this 1212-nucleotide messenger RNA. RefSeq names its product Alanine racemase. Gene Ontology annotation, molecular function: D-serine ammonia-lyase activity. Bases 1 to 1212 code for a protein of 403 amino acids. The transcript is spliced from 3 exons. NCBI's taxonomy places the organism in Eukaryota, Fungi, Ascomycota, Dothideomycetes, Botryosphaeriales, Botryosphaeriaceae. Gene Ontology annotation, biological process: D-serine catabolic process. The record is from RefSeq and is a predicted model, not a curated record.